Fonticula alba is the source of this 6497-nucleotide messenger RNA. RefSeq names its product serine/threonine protein kinase. The record is from RefSeq and is a predicted model, not a curated record. Gene Ontology annotation, molecular function: ATP binding; protein kinase activity. The coding region runs from base 192 to 6413 and encodes 2073 amino acids. The transcript has 2 exons. Lineage: Eukaryota; Rotosphaerida; Fonticulaceae. Gene Ontology annotation, biological process: protein phosphorylation.
CUCGCCUCUUGCCCUCGCCCGUGUUUGCCCCCUCACACGGCCCCCCUUUGCGCCCCCCGCCCCCUGUUUGGUGCUCUGCCGCACCUUGAACCGCUCACCGGCUGCCGGGCCCCUUGUCUGGUUGCUGGCCUGCCCGUCGCUCGCCGCCUGGACACCCGCGCCCGGCGCCCACCUUCAGCCCAAGGGCCGACAUGCUGGCAGUGGCCCGGCGCGAGAGCCGACCCGGCCGGAACACGCCGGCCCGGCGUCGGCCGGCGCUCAUGUCACGCAUGGUCCUGCUGCUGGUCACCCUGCUGCUGGCGGCCGGGCUCUCGGUGAGGCCCUCACACCAGCAGGAGGUCUUCCUGUACGCGGCGCCGUGGCAGCUGCUGCACGACUCGCAGCCGGCCCUCCUGCGCACGCACUAUGACGGCUUCUCCACGGCGUUCAUCCGGAUUUCCGACGAUGUCAUUAGGAGGAAGACCCAGCGGGACUCGCUGGAGGACCUGCAGGAGGUCCGCUGGGGGCCCUUCUUCGCCGGGGAGUUCCAAUCGAUCACGCGGCCGCGGUCGGGCUUGUCCAGCUCCGGGGGCUUGUUCUUUGUCCUGAGCGUCAACAACCCCGAACCCACGGUCGUGGAGUAUACUCACAAGGAGGUGGCAUACUUCGAUGGCACCACGGUAUUCGACCUUCCGGCCCCGAGCACCGAGCUGCUGGCCGCUGUGGCCGGUACUGCCGACCGGGAGGUCAUCCUGCUGGGCCUCAUCGGGGACCCGGACGCCACGCGCUCGGUGUACUUGGCCAGGUUGUCGGGGGCCGGGCCCUUGGCUUUGCCAGUCUCUGCACCCAAUGCGUUUCUGGGCCCGGGCCUGGCCGUGCCCGGCAUGCACCAGUCCUUCUACAUGUCUGUCGGCAAGGAUGUCGUGCACAUCGCGCUGGAAAGCUCGAUGCAGGUGCACGUACGCUCAUGGCCCUCCAGCAGAACCAUCCUGGCCCUUGCCGCCACGCGGUUGACCUCCACCCAGGAAAGCUGUCCGGAUGGGGCCGAUGUCAUCAUCGUACAAAAGGAUGGCAUUUUGGCUGUACUCACUUGCUUCACUCCGACCAGCAUACGUGAUUAUGUGUCGGUGAGUUUGCCGAGCGUCCUGCCGCUGGAAGGGGUGCGGCUCCUGGCCCCCCCGGUCGAUGCCGUAUCGCCCAACCUGGCCAAGUUCUUCUAUUUGAUUGUGCCGAAUGCCACCGAUCCGCUCCACCGGGUGUGGAUGUACUCCAUGGAGAGUGACACGCUGGCCAAGCGGGCGGUCAUCCUGCCGAGGGGCUUCAACCAGCCGGCCGGCCUGCAGUUGGCUCGGCUUCACACUUCGGACCGGCCGACGUACCCGUGGUACCUGGUGUCCGGGUCGACGGUGCUCUUCGAUGACAAGGCCCUCGGCUGUGAGGAUGAUUGGACCAUCCGUUGCGAGAGGGAGGACCGCUUCCAUGAAUUGGCCCGCGGCUGGGCAUGUGCUCCGGGCCAGGCGAUGUCGCCCUUCGUGUCGGACGCUCACCUGUGCGCCGGCUGUGUCUCGAGGCACUAUCUGGAGCGAGGGCCAGACCCGACAGACGAGGCGCCCUUCUCGCAUGAGAGCCAUUCCUGCCAGGCCUGCACCGACCCCAAUUGCCUCACCUGUGACCAAGAGGACUGCCUGGUGUGCGCCGGCGGCUUCCUCAACCAGGUGGAUGUCGACAGCCAGAGGACCACCUGCGUGACAGCCUGCUCGAUGGGCUUCGCCCCGGUGAGCGGUACCUGCCAGCCUGUCGGCCAGCCCCGGGCCACGGUCGAGCUGACCGUCCCGCAGCCGACGCAGCCGGAGGACUUGCCCGACCCGAUGGACAUGGCCAGCAUGAAUGAAAGCUGGCUAUCGUUGGACCUCGACGCGGACGCGGUCCUCAUCUCGACCCGGCCGUCUGGCCCGCCGACCGGGGUCCUGCUUUUUUCGCGCUACGGCGACGCCUUCAUCCAAGAAUCGCCGCAGGACAUCCAGUCGGAUGUCCCGCGCGUGCGACAGGUCAGCCAGCUGAACUUGCCGAUCGGCACAUGGCUGAGGUCGGCCGCCGAGCUCGGGCCGCUGGCGUUCAAUGGCAAGGCCACGCAUAGGGUGAUGGCGUGCGACCCCGCGGGCGAGCUCCAUAUGCUGAGGAUGACUUGCAAUGUGGCUGCCGCGUGUGUGGUGGAUUCCAUCCAAUACUCGAAGUCCGCGGGUUUCUAUUGCUCCAGCAUGGCACGCGUGCAUGCCAAUGCCCUUGUCGUGCGGUCGAACCACGCCCAGGUGUAUGUCAUCCGCGCGGACCCCAGGUCCAUGGAGUUGAUCAUCCAGCCGGUGGAGGCCACCGGGGUGGCCGUCCUGCCGGUGCACACGUCGCUCGGGCUCCGCGCGGCGCCGGGGCUGGGGGACUGGUUUGUCUGGACGACCAUGUGGCAGCAGGCCACCGCCGGGCCGUGGGCGCUGCUGGGGGCCGACUCGCGCCGGAUGGCGGUCGAGGGGUCCCUGGUGCCGGGGCUGCCGGGCCAGGACAAUGCCUUUGUGCCGGUGGUCCUGCCCCGGCACCGGGAGCAGGCCGCGGAUCCCGGUGAAUUGGUCUUCGUCAACACCGCCGGGCCCGAGUGGCUUGUUCGCCAGGCGUCCGGGGACAUGCUGGUGGCCGGCCGCGCCACCGAGCUGGACACCCAUGUCCAAGUGCUGGGGACCUUCCCGGAGCCGGUGGCCCUCGGGUCGGGCUGGCAGGCGAACAGCCAAUUCCAAGCCCUGGCCCUGCCCCUGGGCGGACCGCACUAUCCGAGUGCGCUGCUGCUGAUGAGCCGGACCUUCCUGGGGCUGUCGGUGUUGUACUGUCCCCUGGGGGACCGGGGCCCGUGUAGCCUGCAGCCGGCCACCUUCGCCAUGCUGCCGGCGGAGAUCCAACGCAAUCACGUCGAGGCUCUCUGGUCGCCGGCGGCCCUGUGGCGGGUGUCCGGGCCGGGGGCCUCGACGCGGGCCGGCUCGCAGGCAUCGGCCGCGUCGCCCAUCUCCGGGCACUCGCUGGAGCUGGUGGCCCUUGCGCCGCAUGUCGGGCUGGUGGCCUUCUCGGUGGUGGUCGACUGCCCGGCCGGCACCUUCGGGCCCAUGUGCCAGCCAUGCCACCCCACCUGCCUGGAGUGCGAUGGGUCCGGCUCGAGCCGGUGCACGGCCUGCCCGGCCGGGCUGCUCUACCAUGCGGGCAGCUGUGUGCCGGGCUGCCCGGGCAACUGGUGGCCGGAUGUGACGGCGGCCGCAUGCCGGCCGUGCGACGGGUCGUGCGCCGGGUGCACGGACGGGGCCGCCUGCACGGCCUGCCGGCCGGGGCUGGUUUUCCUGAGCCCCGAUGCGCAGGUGCCGUCCCUGUGCGGGGCGGCCUGCUCGCCGGGCGAGUAUGCCGGGCCCGGGCGGUGUGCCGCGUGCCAUGGCAGCUGCAGCAUGUGCGCCGGCGCCGCGACCGCCUGCCAGGCGUGUGCCGGCGGGCACCGGUGGGAGGUGCCGGCCCCGGGGCCCGGGGCCACGGGCGCCUGUGUGCCCUGCCCGGCCGGGUGCGCGAGCUGCACGGCGGACCGGUGCCUGGCCUGCCAGCCGGGGCUGGUGCUGACCGGGCCCGGGGCCUGUGUGGCCUCGUGCCCGGCCGGGACCUGGUCCAAUGGGGAGACCUGCCAGCCGUGUGCGGUCAGCUGCGCCACCUGCACCGGCGGCGGGGAGGCCGAGUGUGGCAGUUGCGCGGCCGGGCUGGACCUGGUGGAGGGGACCCCGGGCACCGGGCAGGGGGCCUGCAUGUCCCACUGUGGCGAUGGCCGGUACCGGGACCCGGGCACGAGCCAGUGCCUGCCCUGCCAUGCGGCCUGCGCCACGUGCAAUGGGCCCGAUGACCGGCAUUGCUGGCGGUGCCGUGAUGCCGUGCUGCAGGAUGACCAAUGCCUGCAGGAUUGCGCCGAGGGCCAUGUGGCCGUGGCCGGCCGGUGCCUGCCAUGCCAUGUGUCCUGCCGGCAGUGCGCCGGGGUCCGGUCGACCGAGUGCCUGGCCUGCCCGGCGGGCAUGCUGGCCCUGCCGCGGGACCAGCGCCCGGGCCGGUGCACGCCGGCCUGCCCGGCCGGGUAUGGCACCGAGCCCGGCGGGUGUGUCGCCUGCCCGGGCCAGUGCGCCAGCUGCCCGGCCGGCGGCGGCACGUGCGAGCAGUGCGAGCGCGGGUGGCUGCUGGCCGGGCCGGCCUGCGUGGCUGCCUGCCCGGCUGGCAGCACCCCGCUGGGCGGCAUGUGCUUCACGUGCCACGCGGCGUGCGGCACAUGCUACGGCCCGGGCCCGGACCAGUGUCUGACGUGCGGCCCGGGGGCGCCGUUCCUGCUGGCCGGCCGGUGCCAUGCGGCCUGCCCGGCCGGGACCUAUGCCACGGACCCGGGGUCGGCAUGUGUCCCGUGCGAUGGGACGUGUGGGGCCUGCUCCGGGCCCGGGGCGCGGCAGUGCACCGGCUGCCCGGAGGGCCGGGUCCUGUGGCAGGGCGAGUGUCUGGCCGGCUGCCCGGCCGGGUACUUCGCCGAGGCCGGCACGUGCGCUGCCUGCCACGCGUCGUGCGCCCUGUGCGAUGACCGGGCCUCCUGCCGGAGCUGCCACGGCCGGGACAUGGUCGGCCCGGGGGGGCUGUGCGUGGGGGCCUGCCCGGCCGACGGGUGGGCCGGCUGUCCGGAUGGCGGCCGGUGUGUCGCCUGCCCGGGGCAUUGCCGCGCGUGCGAGGCCAUCGGGCCGGCGUGCGCCAUGCACUGCACGGCCUGCGACCCGGGGUAUGUCCUGGCGGCCGGCGAGUGCCAUGUCGAGUGCCCGGCCGGGGCCUUCCUGCCGGCCGGGGCGACCGAGUGUGGCCCCUGUGCGGACCCCUGCGCCGGGUGCGCCGGCGCGGCCGACCGGUGCACCGGCUGCCGGCCGGGGCUGCUGCUGGUGCCGGAGGAGGCCCAGUGCCGGUCGGCCUGCCCGGCGGCCAUGGCCCCGGUGGGGGACAUGUGUGUUCGGUGCCCGGCCGGGUGCGAGCAGUGCGCCGGGCCGGCCGACGGCCAGCACGGGUGCACCCUCCGGCCCGGGGAGCUGGUCCAUUGCCCGGAGGCGGGGUCCUGCGACCGGUGCAUGGCCGGGCUGCUGCUGCUGCCGGCGCGGCCGCCGGACAGCCGGGCCGCCUGUGUGCCGGUGUGCCCGGAGGGGCACUUCACCGAGGCCCAGGACCCGGGCACAUGCGGCCGGUGCCACGCCAGCUGCGAGGGGCCGUGCUCCGGCCCGGAGCCGGGCCACUGCGACCGGGCCCGGGAGUCGGCCGGCUCGCGGGUCGGCCUGGCCAUCGGCCUGGCCGUGGGCCUGCUGGUGCUGGUGCUGGUCCUGCUGCUGGUGCUGGGGCUGUAUUUGGCCAGGCGGCGGCGGGCCCGGGCCCGGGCCCCGGCCGGCAAGGCGGCCGACGACGACGACGAGGACGCCACCAUGCUGAACACCAUCGUGGAGCUGGCCCUGCCCGGGGCCAUCCUGGUGGACGUGGCGGCCGGCUUCCAGCCGCUGGGCGAGCAGCUCGGGGCCGGGGGCCAGGCGUCGGUGUACGCCGCGCGGGUCAUCGGCCCGGGGGUCGUGGCCCGGCUGGGCUGCCCGGACGUGGUGGCCGUGAAGCGGAUGCGGCCGGAGGCCAUGCAGCCGGUGCACCAUGCCCUCUUCCAGAAUGAGGUGGCCCUGAUGUGGCUGCUCCGGGAGCAUGGGCACCUGGUCCGGAUGUAUGGCUAUUCGGAAUCCCCCCCGGCCAUUGUGAUGGAGCGCUUCGAUUGCGACCUGCAGGUGUUGCUGUACCUGGAGAUCCACCUGUCGGAGGUGGACCUGGCGGACCUGUGCCGCCAGUGGGCCACCGGGCUGGAGGCCAUGCACGCGCACGGGGUGGCCCACCGGGACCUGAAGCCGGGCAAUGUCUUCGUCAACCGGCGGCCAGCCGGCGGCUGGAGCGCGGCCAUCGGCGACCUGGGCACCUCGGUGAGCCUGAGCGCCGGCCGGUCCUCGGCCCUGGUGCACAGCACGCCCGAGCUGAAUGCCAUGAGCGUGCGGUACGCCUCGCCGGAGGUGAUCGCCGCCUUCCAGCGGGGGGUGCUCCUGGAUCGGGAGCUCUUCCUGCCGGCGGACAUCUUCAGUGCGGCGGUCAUGCUGCAGGAGUGCCUCACCCGGACGGCCCCCUGGCCCGGGAAGGACAUCUCGCAGAUCAUGGAGGCCGUGGUGGCUGGCGAGCGGUCGCGCGGCCCGGCGGUGUCGGCCCUUGCCGGGGACCUGAUCGAGUCGGCGCUGUAUGCGGCGCCGGCCGAGCGGCCCUCGGCGGCCCUCUUCCGCGAGCGGUGCACCGGCCUCCAUGUGUUUGCCGGCGGCAUGCCCGGCAUCCAGUGACAGGAUCCGCCCUCUGCCGGCCCCCGGGCCCGGCCGGGAUAAGCAAGAAAAGAAACAUCUUGAAUAGCAACUUUUCUGUGUGCC